CACAUGCUAUUCCCGAAGAUUUACGUGUUUACGCUGCGCUGACUCUAUGACUCGCUGAGCAGGCUUCUUGAUUGUUUUAGCCGGGACGGAAUAAAGGCGAGCCGGAGGCAGGAGGAGGAAACUUUCCGCUCUCUUCACCCUCAGUGAUCCGCUGACCAUGUUUGAAUGCAGUUAUGAUGACAUGAACCGUCCCAACAUUAUAACGGGCACAUGCAUUUUGGGGCAUACUGUUCAUAUCCAAACACCGCCGCUGACUGCGUACAUGAAAGCGGUCGAUCCUAUAGACUUCUGGCUUUCUUAUCCCGAUGACGUGAUAAGAGCGAAUUGCGAUACGAUUAAACUUUUUAUAUUAUGGCCGAUCCUUAUUAGGCAAAGGGACUCCUUGCGAUGUGUGCAACCGCGAAUAGCGGAAUACUCGGACGUGAACAUUCAAGAGUUAAACUACAUCGAGCUGGUGGAAGAUCUUGCAGAUCUGGUUAAGAAAAAAGCGAACCAUCGGCGUUUCAUAGAGAGUAUACUGAAGAUCGGGAAGAAAAUGGACAAUGAUAAAUGUAAGAAGCCUUGUCCCAUACGCGAAGCGUUAAAUUGGGUCCGGUCCAACGGGGAAAUGGGCCUUUAUGUUAAAUUACAGGAAGAUGAAGCGCGGUGCACCCGCAUACUGCGGUUCUUCUUCACUGAAUAUCCAUUCUAUAUAAGACGGAUGGCGGAUGAUCGCAUGACCAUGGUGUGCCUAUUUAACAACCAGUGCUGCAAAUUAUGUGCCGAGGAGACUGAAAAAAUGAAGGCGUUUGGGAACGAGGAUUUUACAAGAGGCCGGUUUGAUUUGGCCUUGGAAAUGUACACCAAAGCUAUAAACGUCAGCCCCGAGAACCACCUUCUCUUCAGCAAUCGCGCACUUUGUUCUCUGCGUAUGGGCAACUUCUGGAAAGCGCUUAGUGAUGGGAAGAAAGCUAUUAUUCUCAAACAAAAUUGGCCGAAGGGUCACUACCUCUUCUGCGAAGCCCUGUUUUUAAUCGGAGAGAAGGAGCGAGCGCUGGCGUCUAACGAGAAGGCGCAGGAUCUGUGCAAAGACAGCCCGGACGGCAUACGAGAUCUACUCCAGCAGCAUGAAAAGUUUCAAAAGCAAGUGGAAGAGAUGAAAGACAUGAAAGAAAAGAAGAAAACUAGUAAGAAGCAAACUCAAGAAAAAAGACUUGCUGCUCAGUUCUCCUCGGCAACUGACCUCGCAGAAAGCAAGAAUAUAUCUUCCGGUGUUGAAGAGGACUCCGUAAUUAAGCUGCCUUCUGGAGGAAAGAGUAUGGGGAAUAAAGAAAGUGCUGAUAGCUUCACUGGAGAAAAUACAAGGAAAGGAAAAUCCAAAGGUAAAAGUGGAGGCUGUGACAAAAUAAGGGAAUCUGCCGCCGUAAAUUCCAACGGGACCCUGGACAAUAUAACCUGCAGGUCUCCACAGAUGGAUUUGCCGGCGUUGAUAGACUUGGUGAAGUCCCAGGUAUACGAAGGCUAUACGGCCCUAGAAAACCAGCGCUUCCACAGCGCGCAGGGAAUAUUUUCUCGGCUCCUGGAUGUCUUGGAACAGGCGGACAUCAGGGAGCUUCAUCUCUCUAAUGCGGACUCUGCCGUUCUCCGGUAUGGCUACGCUAAUGCGCUUCUUGGCAUUGGGCAGUGCGAGGAGUUAACAAAAGCUGAAACUCAGUUCAAACAUAUCCAACAGCAGUACAGCAAGGAGAGGUUUAACUGUCUGGCUGUCUAUGGAAUCGGCAAUGUAUAUUUCAGGCAAAACCGGUUUUCAGAUGCAUUAAACCAGUAUAUGAGAUCACAGACCAUGGUGGCGCAUAAGAUUGUGCCGGGGCUCCUAACAUGGCCGACUACGUCAGUUGUCAUUGAAGAGAGCAGACCAGAGAAAUUAAAGUUGAUUUUGGAGAAUCGUAUAGAAGAAUGCAAGUUUCCACCCAAACCUGAAGCAAUUUGUCGCUACGAGCAAUGUCUCAGCCUGCCUAAGAAACAAAUCUAUUUCACCGACCCAGAUUUCAAGGGUUUCAUCCGCAUGCUGUGCUGCCGCUUGUGUAAAGUCGAGUUUCAUAUUUGUUGCUGGAAGAAACUGAAGGCCGCCGCUUACUCUGAUAAAACCGACAAGGAUUUCCUAAGAGGCCCUUGUCUUACGCCGGACUGUAAGGGUAGCAUCUGUCUCAUUGUAAUCUUUGAUAGCACUGGAGUUGUGAAAUGCGAGUUUGAAGAUAAAAUUGUUAAAAAGCGAGAGUCUCAGAAGCCUGCGCCCAAGCCGAAGGGAUCGGGCACCAAGAAAUUAAAAAUUAAACUAGAAAAUAAAGGCGAACGCAAGAAAAUAGCCGAGGAAGAGGAGCUAAAAUUGCCAUAUGAUGAUAAGCAGAAAAACCAUAAGAAAAACCCUAGCGUAGAUUAUAAAAAAGGUUGUUACGAUACUGUGCCUUUCGAAAUAAUGUUAGAGCAUAUAAAGCAGAAAGAAGCUUUAAUUACGUCUGGACUCUCUGAUACCGAACAGUUUCAGGACCUAUUACUCUUAUGGGAAAUUAUAAGCGAGGAGGAACUCGACGCGCUUUCGUUUGAUACGUCUUGUAACGGUCCGCACGAAGAGAUGACGCUCCUCCUGAAACACCUCUACAAACUUAACCAUAGAGUGAAAACCAGAAUAUUUCUUUACCUGCUGUCAAAAUGUUAUUUCCUAACUUUAGAGCUGGAUAACUGGAUAAAUAUGAUUGACGUAGCAGGUUUGCGAGCAGCGAGAAACUUUCAUGUUUGCAAUGAAGAGUUGUUUGGUAAACUUAACUUUGAGGCUCUGAUUAAUCCGUGGAACGAGACGUACGGAAGGUAUCUGGACUUCGACAUCGUGGAUCUCGAUGUAAAAGAAAUCCUCGAUAAACUAAACGAUCCAGAGUCCUUCCGCUGCUUCAUCUGGUUCCUAGAGGAACACAGAGGGAACUUCUCAUAUGGAGGCCUGGAAGGGGCCUUAGAUAUAUACUUUACACAGAUGGAUGCGCCGUAUUAUAAUUUUAGAGCAAAAUCCUCAAAUGAAGCUCAGCCCACUAAAUGUAUCAAAGUGAAAAACAAACACAAGAAAAAGAAACAGAAUCAGCCAAAGACUGUUUAUAUGUUGUCGGGGGCUGUAAGCACUAGGUCUCAAGAAGAAGACAUAUUUACUGAAGAAAACACCCUAAGCCUAUUGGAUCCAAACGAACCCUUUAUAGUCCCUGAAUAUCUGCGCCACCAAGUAGAAGAAUUUGAAAUCCUCUAUGAUCCUGACUUCGGUAGAAAUCGUUACCUGCGGCAUUUUGAUAGCGGUGCAGAUGCCAUCCGGGAAACGCUUUACGAGUAUUUCUCUCUGAUUUUGGAGGAGCACGGCCCUCUGGAGAUCGAUGAGAUCCUGGCUGGGGAAUAUAGAGAGUUCCCCGCAGAAACACACCAGUUGGUAGAUGAAUCUGGAGGGCUGAAGGAUUUCCUCCUGGAAUCGAGGCGCUUUGCAGCGGUUGGCAAUUUGCUUGGCCUCCAGAGUCAAGCCGCUCUGCUCCAAAAUAUCACGGACAGAACCCAACUCAACCCAACCGCCAAGGAAUUUAAUCCCGUAUCUUAUAAAGCCGUUAAUGAAGUGAUACGUAAUAAUUCAGACUGCACUGCAAAUAUAACGUAUCUUAAUCCAUCUCCAGUCCUUUAUACUGACCUUGCUUUUAAUUAUAUGCCGCUAUAUCCUAUAUUACCGCUAGGUCAUGGGACUUUGCCGCCGAUGACUAUAGGAACUUCCGUUAGUCCCAACACCGAGCCGAUACCUUCUAUAACUGGAGAUAUUCAUAGGGUUUAUAAUACAGGUAUAGAUGUGGACCCCUUUACGGUAGAUAGUGUGAAUACACUUCGGUGUGAUAACGUAAAUCCGCAACGGGCUAGCGAGAAACCUUGUGGCGGCAGCGACGGCGAUUCCUCCCCGAGAAAGGAUAAACAGAGGUCCCUUCCACUGAAACAUAAACGUACAGCAAUAGUAGCGGUGCAGGUAGAUAUAGAGGUGUCAGAACACGAUAUGAAUACUGAUCCGUUUCAGCCCUUUGAAACUCAACAGGGUGAUAUAUUGCGUAUGGAAAAGGAGCAUCUAGUUCUUCAAGAGCAUCUGGCAGAAGCCACCGAGAAAUACGAGCAUCUGCAGAGCCGCUGUCAGGAGGAAAUAGUCAGUCUGACCGAGCAGAUCAAUGACACUAUAGAAAAGAAUAAGAUUACAAAGAAAGAACUCACUUGGCUUAGUCAAGAUUUGGAGAAUGAAGUCAAAAAAUAUCAGCUAGAGAAGAAAGAAAAUCAGGAAAAGAUCAAAGCUCUAAAGAAUAAUAUUAAGGUGGUGUCUGAAGCCAAUGAGCGGUGUUAUAAAGAAAUUGAAGAGAAGAAAAAACAGUAUGAAACGCAUCUGGAGAAAUUUUUUCACACAUGUUUGAGUAAUUUUGAAGAGGAGAGAACCCAGGUGGAGAGACGUACGAAGGAACGACAAGAGGAGCUGGCGGAAAUCCGGCAGAGAGCGCUCGCUGCCGAGGUGAAUGUGCUGGAGAAUAUAAAACAGUCUGAAUUAUUACGGCUAAGGACCAAAGCAUCGAAGGCAGAAAACAGCCUCGGUCUAUUAAAGGCAAUGGCCAGCAGUCACCCGACUUCCGCAGAGUCUUUGAAACAGAUUGGCGGCCUGGAGUCUCUGCUGUCGGCCCUCAAACUGGAGGCAGAACGUUUAAAGUGCCAUUUUGAUGAGAAAAUCAAACUAGCGAAAGAUGGUACGAAGCUCAGUUCCCUCUCGGACCGUCCUGCAUCCAGUUUCCAGACCACUCUUACUACUGGAUGUGAAAUUAAGUCGCCGGCCGGUAGCUCUGCAUCCAGUCCCAUCUCUGCUGUGUCCCAGAUACCCCUCUCGUCCCCUUUAAAGAGCCAUGCCGUAGUCAAAGCAGCCGGGCCGACUGAUAGGACCCGCGUACCCCAUGCAGCUGUCAAACCAAAGAUGCAAGUGCACCAUUUCUCUAAAGCUAAGGGGACGGCCGCUCAGCAGAGGAGAGAAAACGCAAGAGAAGAAGCGAGACUUCCCUCCCCGGCGAAACAGACGCCGUUUGAUAAGAUCAUUGAAGAGCUGCAGGAAAUCUUUCCUUAUUAUAAAAGCGGGGAGCUCGCGUUCUUCAUAAAGGAGGUGCGUAGUAAGGUCGGAGGGUCUCUCGGGGGCAUGAAACAGGAGGAGGUCAUUGCAAGAGUCACUGAAUACAUACUGGACUAUCAGACGAAGCAACAAGUAAAGCAGAAUCCGACAGGGGGAAUUAAGGCUAACCCAGGACAGGCCAGUUCUCAGCAAACCCCGGCUGCCCAAACUAAGCAACAACCAUGGAGGCUGGUUUCAGGAUCGUCCAAAAACAAGUGGCAGAAAUCGAAUGACUUUGAGCCCCCCAGUGACGAGCCCUGCAUUAUAUGUCACGAUGAUCUCACGCAGUACCCGGUGCACAUGCUGGACUGCGGACACUACUUUCACAAACACUGUAUAAAGAAAUGGCUGAACACGCAGAGCACGUGCCCGACGUGCCGAGACCAUGCUCUCCUGCCGGAAGACUUCCCGGCUCUGUCUGGGAGAAUGAGAACCGCUUAGUGCAGCUUUUUUACCCAGAAGUAUCUGAUAUUCUGAAUGGGUAACCAACAGCAACAGCCUGUCCUACCGUUUCAUGCACGGGUUUUUAUUAAUUACGUAUAAAGCAAGAACUCGACAGGCUCCCGGAAAAUACUAUAGAAAGGCUCCAAUCCGCAGCAUAAAUAUUGUCCGUUUCUGUCAUACUAUAAGACAAAUAUCACUUGGCUAAUUAAUAAAUUAAUAUCAUCCUAUUGGGGCAAUUAACUUUCCCACAGGUAGCCUCAGACCUGUUAUUCUGAGUUAG
This is a messenger RNA of Spea bombifrons (plains spadefoot toad), 5903 nucleotides long. It is a transcript of the gene TTC3, whose product is annotated as tetratricopeptide repeat domain 3. The record is from RefSeq and is a predicted model, not a curated record. The coding region runs from base 158 to 5620 and encodes 1820 amino acids. Gene Ontology annotation, molecular function: protein binding. NCBI's taxonomy places the organism in Eukaryota, Metazoa, Chordata, Amphibia, Anura, Pelobatidae. The transcript is spliced from 46 exons.